AUGACAGCUGGAGAAACAGGAAGCCCAACAGAGUACAAAAUUGGAGAAGAAGUCUGGCUCAAUGCCAAAAAUGUAAACUUGAAAACCCUUAGUCCCAAGUUAACAGAACAAUGCCUGGGACUGUUCAAAUUCAUUGAGAAGAUCUCUGACUGUGCCUAUUGGCUAGAGCUCCCACCAACAAUGCGCAUCCAUGAUGUCUUCUAUGUGGGCCUACUUUCCAAAGUCAGAAGAGACAAAAAUUGCACCUUUGAAAACUGUCCCCCACCUGUCACCUUGGACAGGGAAGAAGAAUACAAAGUAGAAGGCAUCACUGACACAGAGGAAUGCAAUGGAAAAUGGUAUUUUAGGGUCAAAUGGAAAGGAUACAGCUCUGAGGAAAACACAUGGGAGCCAAAGGAAAACCUAAAAAACACCAAAAUUUUUUUGAAAAAGUACAAAAAAGAGAUGAAAGAGAAGGCCCUUGGCACUGCCAAAGCCCUUAGAGGGGGGGCAGUGUUGUAG
Molecule: messenger RNA, 501 nt
Organism: Rhizoctonia solani
Lineage: Eukaryota; Fungi; Basidiomycota; Agaricomycetes; Cantharellales; Ceratobasidiaceae
Product: Retrotransposable element Tf2 protein
Exons: 1
Coding region: 1-501 (166 amino acids)
Biological process (GO): chromatin organization; negative regulation of transcription by RNA polymerase II
Cellular component (GO): pericentric heterochromatin
Molecular function (GO): chromatin binding
Source: RefSeq, a predicted model, not a curated record